AUGGCGUCCCUCUUGCGUUCUGGUCUUUCGUGUCUGUCCGCUCGCGUCGGCCAUCUUACCGCUCCCACGGUCCUGGGUGCUGCCCGCUGCGCUUCCACGGUCGCUAAGGAUUACACAAUUAUUGAUCAUGCGUACGAUGCCGUCGUCGUGGGAGCCGGUGGCGCAGGACUUCGAGCUGCCUUCGGUCUGGCAAACGAAGGUUUUCGGGUGGCUUGUGUCACCAAACUUUUCCCAACACGGUCGCACACUGUUGCUGCCCAAGGUGGUAUCAAUGCAGCAUUAGGGAAUAUGGAAAAGGACGACUGGCGAUAUCACAUGUUCGACACCGUCAAGGGUUCGGACUGGCUGGGCGACCAGGAUGCGAUAUACUACAUGUGUGAGCAGGCACCAAAGGCUGUUAUCGAACUCGAAAACUACGGAAUGCCUUUCAGUCGGUUGGAAAAUGGGAAGAUUUACCAACGAGCUUUUGGUGGUCAGAGCAUAGAUUACGGAAAGGGCGGCCAGGCGCAUCGUUGCUGCGCCGUUGCCGACCGUACGGGUCAUUCGCUUCUACACACUCUUUACGGACGUUCCCUCCGCUACCAAACAGACUACUUCAUCGAGUACUUUGCAUUAGAUCUCCUGAUGGAAAAUGGUGUUUGCCGCGGUGUAAACGCAAUUUGUCUUGAGGAUGGUACUAUUCACCGGUUCAGAGCCAAGAACACGAUUCUUGCCACUGGGUAAGGUCCUUAUUUAGUGCUUCAUCACCACUUAGGGGUUAUGGCCGCGCCUACUUCUCUUGUACUUCUGCGCAUACAUGCACCGGUGACGGCACUGCUAUGGUCACCAGGGCAAAUCUCCCCAAUGAAGACAUGGAGUUUGUUCAGUUCCAUCCCACAGGUACAUCAUCCCUCUUUUAUAGACAACGGGAAAGCAGCUUUGUAGUGCAUUUGAGCCAGAUGUCCCUUUAGGCUUGUCAGAUAUAUUUUGACUCCGCCCCACAGGCCUACUAUGUCAGUUUUUUGUCUUCAGGAAUCUAUGGCGCUGGCUGUCUCAUCACCGAGGGCUGCCGUGGCGAGGGUGGUUUCCUCAUUAAUAGCAAGGGUGAGCGUUUCAUGGAGAAGUAUGCGCCAAACGCUAAGGAUCUAGCUUCAAGAGAUGUUGUCUCACGCGCCAUGACUAUCGAGAUCCGAGAGGGACGCGGUGUCGGUCCGCGAAAGGAUCAUUGCUACCUACAGCUCAGCCACUUACCUGCCGAGGUCCUCCAUUCGCGUCUUCCAGGAAUAUCGGAGACCGCAAUGAUCUUCGCUGGUGUUGAUGUGACAAAGGAACCUGUUCCCGUCCUGCCCACCGUCCACUAUAAUAUGGGCGGUGUGCCGACCAAUUACAAGGGUCAGGUAAGCCACCGCUAAUCAAACAUUGCCAUUGAGCGCCCAGAUCUUACUUUAAAGAAUUUCGAGGGCUCUUACCCAGCCGCGAGGCUGUGCAUCCACCUCAGGUUCUUAACUCGGCCUCCAUUUUCAUUCAGGUCAUAACUUACGACCCCAUCGCCAAAAAGGACAAACUUGUGCCUGGACUGUAUGCUGCUGGUGAGGUCGCGUGCGCUUCCGUGCAUGGAGCCAACCGUCUGGGUGCAAAUUCACUCCUCGACCUGGUUGUGUUUGGGCGUGCCUGCGCCCUUGACAUUGCUGAAAAGCAUAAGCCUAAUGAUGCUGGUCCCGAACUCCGUCCCGAUACGGGCAUGGAGUCUAUUGUCAACAUUGACAAACUCCGCUCCGGCAAAGGCGAAUUCCCUGUAGCCGACGUAAGUCUUCGUCUUUAAGGCGGUAAUGAGUGCCCGGGUUGCAGUGAUACGACAACUUGUUAUUCUCAUUUUCCACUUUUAGGUCCGCCUCGAAAUGCAACUUACGAUGCAAGAGCAUGCCGCCGUCUUUCGGGAAGGUCCCACUUUGAAAGCUGGGUGUGAGAAGAUGCUUAAAUUGUACAAUGAGAAGAUGCACAAACUUAAGAUUUCUGACAAGAGCAUGAUUUGGAACUCCGACCUGAUCGAAGCAAUUGAGUUGCAGAACCUGAUGCUCAAUGCCGUCCAGGUACUUAAUCGACCCUUGCGUAGUGUUUUCUGAUGUAAAACCCCGGGCUAACAAUGACUCGUUUGUUUUCGGUAGACAAUCGUCGCGGCGGAGGCUCGCAAAGAAUCCCGUGGCGCCCAUGCCCGUGAAGACUUCAAACAGCGCGUUGAUGAAUAUGACUACUCCAAACCCCUCGAAGGCCAGACCAAGAAACCUUUCUCUGAGCACUGGCGGAAACACACUCUAACGACACAAAACGUCGAGACGGGCGCCGUGAAACUUGAAUACCGUCCAGUCAUCGAUAGCACUCUGAACGAGAAGAUCUGCCCUACAGUCCCACCAAGGAUUCGUUCCUACUAA
Messenger RNA from Spirometra erinaceieuropaei, 2408 nucleotides. Lineage: Eukaryota; Metazoa; Platyhelminthes; Cestoda; Diphyllobothriidea; Diphyllobothriidae. The record is from the annotation of a GenBank genome assembly.